AUGUCAGAAAUUCGCAUUCGUGACGCACUAAAUGAACUUGAUGAUAAACGGAUCAAACAUGUAAAGCCAUUAAUUCAGCCUCAAAUUUUAAUGGAAGACUUUCCACUUACCUUCCAAGCAGCGCAAAGUGUUAUACUUGGUCGUUCUAGUGCUGAAAGCAUUAUAAAAGGUCAGGAUGACCGACUUCUUGUAAUAGUUGGUCCUUGUUCAGUUCAUAGUGUUCCUGCUGCUCUCGAAUAUGCUGAAAGAUUAAGUAAGUAUUCAGCUGGUGCAAGUAGUGACUUAGCCAUCAUAAUGCGAGUUUAUUUCGAAAAACCAAGAACUACAGUGGGGUGGAAAGGGCUGAUAAAUGAUCCUAAAUUAAACAAUAGUUUUCAAAUAAAUCAAGGUUUACGAGUUGCACGUAAUUUAUUAUUAGAUAUAAAUCAAUUGGGAGUUCCAUGUGGGUGUGAAUUUCUUGAUACAAUCACACCACAAUACAUUGCAGAUUUGGUUGCUUGGGGUGCUAUUGGUGCAAGAACUACUGAAUCACAAGUACAUCGUGAAUUGGCUUCAGGUUUAUCUGUACCUGUUGGCUUCAAAAAUGGUACUAAUGGAAGUAUUGAUGUAGCUGUUGAUGCUAUCAAAGCUGCUGGUGCUAAACAUAACUUCUUAUCGGUUACAAAGCAGGGAUUAAGUGCAAUAGGAAAUGAUUCUUGUCAUUUAGUUUUAAGAGGUGGUACACAUGAACCUAAUUAUUCAGCAGAAAAUGUAAAACAUGCUGUAUCAAAAUUAGAAGCUGCAAAGCUCACUGCACGUAUAAUGAUUGAUUGUAGUCAUGGUAAUAGUCGAAAGGUUUUUAGUAAACAAGUUGAUGUGGUUAAAGAUAUUGUUGAACAACUUAAAACUUCGCCUACAGGAUUCAAUAUAAUGGGUGUAAUGAUUGAAAGUAAUUUGGUAGAAGGACGUCAAGACCUUCCACCAGAUGGAGGUGCAAAUCUUACUUAUGGUCAAUCAAUAACAGAUGCAUGCAUUAGUUGGGAAACUACAGUUCAAGUUUUAGAUCUGUUACGUGAAGGUGUUCGUGCUAGAAGGACUCGCAAUGCAGCAUUGAUAUGUUUAGUUAAAGACACACCAUCAAUUGAUGAUUUAUUGCUAUUGAUCAAGAAACAUAAUUUUGAUUCAAUAUUAAUUCCUAGAAUUGAACAAGUUCCAAAAUAUCCUGCUAUAAUUAAAUCUCAAUUUAUGAGUGAAGACAAUUAUGGCCAAUCAAAUCAAUUACCAUGA
Entrophospora candida is the source of this 1266-nucleotide messenger RNA. The record is from the annotation of a GenBank genome assembly. NCBI's taxonomy places the organism in Eukaryota, Fungi, Glomeromycota, Glomeromycetes, Entrophosporales, Entrophosporaceae.